AUGGUGACUGUGGUGAUGGUGGCAAAGCCUCCACAGUUAGUGUAUAUCCAGAAAAGAUAUCCUGUUGUCUCCUCCAGGCUAGAGUAUGGCAAUCAAAAUCACUAUUCUGGAGAUUCUGAUGAUGGCUCAACUGUUUCUUUGAAGUUACCACAAAGCAUUGUCAACAGUGCCUUUUUUCCCAUAAUGAAUGAUAGCACGACUCGACUGUGGAUAGAGUAUGAAAAUCCAACUCGCUAUUCUGGAGUUUCAGAUGAUGGCUCAGCUGUUUCUUUGAAGUUAGCACAAAGCAUUGCCAACAGUGCCUUUAUCAUCAUCUGCAUCUUUGGCUUCCUGGGGAAUGGAAUGGUCAUCCGGCUUCUGGGCUUCCACAUUAAGAGGAAUCCUUUCACCACCUACAUCCUGAACCUCUCCAUUGCUGACUUUGGUGUCCUUGCAGCUCUCCUCAGUAUUAUUUUGCCUAUUGUAACUCUCUAUGAGAAAUCCCAUGUUGCUGUUUUGAUCAGAAAAGUAUUAUUUGAACUAUUUUUCUUCACGUAUUCUGCGGGCCAGUUUCUACUGACAGCCAUCAGCAUCGACAGGUCUGUGGCUGUCCUCUUCCCACUUUGGCAUCGAUGCCACCGACCACCACGUUUAUCCACCAUUAUCUGUUCCCUGAUUUGGUCCCUCUCUUUCCUGCUCUCAGGCAUUCACCUUACUCUCCUACUGACUCAGAGCUUUCCAAACUCUAACUUAGUGUACCAGCUUAUUGUAAAUGCCCUCAUUUGCACUCCUCUGAUGGUCACCUCCACUCUGAUACUGACCCUCAAAGUCUGCUGCAAAUCAGUGCAGAAGCAGCGUGGGAAGCUGCUCACCACUAUUUUGCUUACCCUUCUUUUCUUCCUCAUCUUUGCCUUCCCACUAAAUGCCAUUUACACUGCCAUCUAUUUUAAUGAGAACAAUAUGAUUCUAUUGGAAGUUGGCUUUGUGUGUGCCUCUCUGAAUAGUAGUGUCAACCCGGUGAUCUAUUUCCUAGUAGGGAGGAGGCAGAAGAAGUGCCAGUCCACGGUCUCCAUGAAAGUUGCACUCCAGAGGAUUUUCCAGGAUGAGGAAGAAUCGGCAUCCAAAACUGAAAACUUGGUUAUGAUAGCAACUUAAUGCCUUAAGGCAGGACUAACCAAUUCUUUAUUAUCAUAAGCACAAUAAUGUACAGAGUGUAGUCUGUGGUGUGAAUGACUUAUUUUAAUGCCUUUCUAUCUAUUGUCCAACAUAGGAAAUUCAAACUAGGAGUUUUGUAUUGUAACAUUUGCUUUGGAUUGAGCAAGACUGUGGAGAUGGGCUUUGGACAGAAGGUCUACUUGAGCGUAGCCUUCUUCACCCCUAUAUUUUUAGAAGGGUUGGGCUAAAGAUUCUCUCCCCACCACCUCCCCAUGCCAUAAUGUUGAUUGACGUCUCAGCAUUUAAGAAAGCACACAAGUAGACUGGACAAAGAACACAACUCCAAGUUAGACAGCAGUGGGACAUGAUGGAUUGGCAUAGCCACAUCCAUGACCACAGUCCCUUGCUCACGCUGACUGCAGUGGCUGAGAACAGCCCUGAUAUCUAAAGAUAUAGGGUGGUAUACUAAUUGAAGACACAAUGGAUUAAUAAUAAUAAUAAUAAUUAUAUGCAUCUUAUAUUGUUCUUUUUUGUUUCUCUGUUGUUCUUUUUCAUUUCUCCAUUGCUCACUUGCAUUUCAUUUAUGUAUUCUUUUCAU
This is a messenger RNA of Zootoca vivipara (common lizard), 1732 nucleotides long. RefSeq names its product mas-related G protein-coupled receptor member H-like. Gene Ontology annotation, molecular function: G protein-coupled receptor activity. The record is from RefSeq and is a predicted model, not a curated record. Gene Ontology annotation, biological process: G protein-coupled receptor signaling pathway. Lineage: Eukaryota; Metazoa; Chordata; Lepidosauria; Squamata; Lacertidae. Gene Ontology annotation, cellular component: plasma membrane.